AUGGCGCGUCGCGAGAGCCGCGCCGCGAUGCCGGACCGGCUCAAGGUGGCGGCGCCGGACGACAGCUCGGAUGAGGAGUGGAACGGAGACGACGACGAGGAUGAGGAGGAGGCCGGUCGCGUUUACUUGGACGCGUCGAAGUGUGGCCGCGUGCGCUUGCACGCGGUGCAAGGAGCUGCGCAGUCGUCCUCCGGCCUGGGGGUGGACGACGAACGGCGCAAGAGCCUGGCCGACAAGGGCUGGGCACGCCGCACGGUGGCGGUGAACAGCGUGGGUGCCAGCGGUGCGGCGAGCUUCGAGUUGGUGCCGGGGCGCGAGCAGUUCGGCCCGGGCGACGAUGCGGCAGCCGAGUGGGAGCGGCAGAUGCUGCAGUUCACGGAGGACAACUUCGAGGACACGGGCAUCGAGGUGCGGUCGAUGGACAAGCGUGAUCGCGAGAUCGGGCUGUUCGGCGACUUUCUGGAGCGCGUGAAGCACGGCAAGUUCGUCGAGUGGCGGGCCGACCCGGAGCACGCGGGGUUGUACAAGAAACGGAAAGGAAAAGAGACGGGGUGCGAGAGGAAAAGCUUGUUCAGCCUAAGCCGUUACCGCCUGGUAACGCCGAAGAGAUCGGUCGGUCGGGUGGGUGAAAGGAAAGGAAAACAGACGGGGUGCGAGAGGAAAACCUCGUACAGCCUAAGUAGAGGCCACCCAUGUGCACAAUAUCUUGACUGA
Messenger RNA from Emiliania huxleyi CCMP1516, 714 nucleotides. RefSeq lists its product as hypothetical. The record is from RefSeq and is a predicted model, not a curated record. The transcript has 2 exons. NCBI's taxonomy places the organism in Eukaryota, Haptophyta, Isochrysidales, Noelaerhabdaceae. Bases 1 to 714 code for a protein of 237 amino acids.